Molecule: messenger RNA, 2179 nt
Organism: Saccostrea cuccullata (small rock oyster)
Lineage: Eukaryota; Metazoa; Mollusca; Bivalvia; Ostreida; Ostreidae
Product: stimulator of interferon genes protein-like
Exons: 9
Coding region: 1-1380 (459 amino acids)
Biological process (GO): activation of innate immune response; autophagosome assembly; reticulophagy
Cellular component (GO): endoplasmic reticulum membrane; autophagosome
Molecular function (GO): cyclic-di-GMP binding; 2',3'-cyclic GMP-AMP binding
Source: RefSeq, a predicted model, not a curated record
AUGGACGAAAUUAGGGCCGAAGGCAUUGCUGUCAUUGCUGACGAAGUACUCAAUCUAUUGACUCCUCAACAGCGCAGGACGGAAGUAGAAAGGUUCAAAUAUAAGAUUGAGGAAAUUCUGAACCAUAGUCGAAACGAGGAAUGUAUGGGAAGAGCAAGAGUCCUUAUGUUUGAUGAUGAAGGAAAGGGAGAGAGAAAUACCCCUUCUUAUAAUUUGUUCAAUGGUGUUAGAAACGCGAUAGAAGAGACUAUGAUGAAACCUCUGAGUGACAGACAACCAAGUCAUGUGACCCGUUCUGAAUCAAAUUGUUCAGUAGAUGUGUGCUUCUUGUACAGUGAUAUUGACGCCAUGGAAAACCGGACCUCGGUUCAUAGUAGCCCGGAUAACAAAACUAUAAAGCACAUUCGGAUGUUUUUGGAAAAUAAGAAAAUUCGAUGCUCUAUCGCACGACCACCCGUUGACUCUAUGGGAAUAAUAGAAGAACGAAUAAAGGAUGCAAGAUGGGUUUGUUGUUUGGUUUCGGUCAAUACAGUCAGAAGGAAAGACUUUAUCGAAUUUUGGUUGGCAGCUUUACUGAACGAUUGUAUCGAAAAAAAUCAAUUGAAAAUCAUCAUUUUACUAAAAGACCUUGAUAGUUCAUUUAUCCCUAACUUUAUCCAAUGGGUGACAUAUAUAGACAUUUCUAACGAACCCUCAUUUGAAGAAAGGAUUUAUGAGAUCAUCAAAGGUGAUGUUGUAACCUUAAGGUCGCAGGUCCCGGCUGGUAACGUGGCGUUUGGAUUGGCCUGGGCAUUCCAUGUUAACUAUCUAAGACAUGUUCUUCCAGAUUUCAAUGAACGACUAGAAAGUAGAAUGGAACAAGACGAUAUUCGAAAAUUUACAGCAAUUAAGAAAAAAUUUAAAGUUUCGAGAAGUCUCUUAGAACUUAUACCGAAAAGUUGUGAAUUUAAACCACUAUUGACUAUGGCUGACGACAGAAUACAAGGUCCAUUUGAGGUUAAACCCAUAGUGAAGCAAAUGGCUGCCACAAAACGAGUUUUCCCGUGUAAGCUUUACAGAAUAGAGAGCGAAAAUUGUGAUUACUACUUUGCGGGCGAGAUGUUGACACCAAUGAAAGCCCUUUCAGAAAUGCACAAAUCAAUGAUAGCAGGGUUGUCUAAGAAACAAAUGUAUGAACAGUGUGACGCGUUAGUUGAACAACUAUCCGCCAUCUUGGAUUCAGCGGCAACUCCAGAGGAGAUGCAGAAAAAAUGUCGAUGCAUUAAAUACGACGAUACUCAGCGGAAGUUGUCUGACGUCAUAAUGGAGGAAAUCGACAAAGAACAAAGUCGAGACCAUGUGGAGAUGUAUGCAAGCUGGUUAAAGAAACAAGAGAAAUAACACAAACAAAGUCGCCAUAUCUUAAAAUUAAAAGCAGCAUUCCUAAAACUUUUUUUUUAAUUUAAUGUCAAUGCCAUGUUGGUAAUAUGCACCUUUUUAUAGGUACAGUGCAUAAAGUGACACAAAAUAUUCCUACCUUUAUUAAAUGUAUCCAUAAUUUAAAAGAGAAAGAUGGAUACAUGUAGCAGUGUUCACAUAGAAUAUUACUCAUAAUUCAUAGAUUAUUAUUCCCUCGCAACGGAGUUGAGGGAAUAUAGGAAUUAAUGCAGUUGUGUUUGUUUGUUUGUGGAUGAUCGAGUGUUUUUAUUUCUGUACGAAAAAAAGUGAUGUAAUUUGCAUUGAUUUAACGAUACUUCAUUAUGUUUUCCAUGACAUAAAAAUCUAAAAAAAAAAAAAAAAGUUGAUACUGAUAUAUGUGGUUUCCUAAUGAACAAUAUGACACUAAAGGAGUAGCUCAUUGAAACAAAAUAUUAUUUCUAGUCUAAACAAAACAUGUAAGUAUCUAUCACUGAAUCCUUCUAUCUUACGUGGGUAAAAAAUGGCUGUGAUAUGAGCGACGUUCUUGUGUUCUUGUUCGUUAUUAAAAUUUUUUCUUAAAAUGUUUAAGAUUUUUUAAUCAGUCAGUGACAACAAUAAUAAUUUGACAUUUAUCGUUUUGUUUUUAAUUAUAUUUAUAAAUUAAUCUGAAAAAUACAUAUUAAUCUUGGUAUCUAGGAAUUACAUGUGAAUGUUUAUAAUAUUUACAACUUACUUUAGUAAAAUACAAAAAUGUAACAUUCUUUUCCCAAACGGCUCUGCA